AUGGAACCAAAAGUUGGAUUAGAGUUUGAUAAUGUAGAACAAGCAUGGAAUUUUUGGACUGAAUAUGGUAGGAGGAUCGGAUUUGGAGUUAGAAAGCAGUAUUUUAAUAAGAGAAAGGAAGAUGGUGCUAUUACUUCUUGCAGAUACGUUUGUUGUAAAGAAGGUCUUCGAAAAGGAAAGAAACAAGAUUGUCAAGUUGCUAAACAUAGAGUUGAGACAAGAACAGAUUGUUCUGUGAGAAUUGCAAUAUCUUUGGGGAAGAAUGGGAAGUUUAUAAUUCAUGAGUUUGUAGAAGAUCAUAAUCAUCCCUUACAACUUGAGGAGACAACUCACAUGUUUGCUUCUCAUCAUAAGAUAAGUGAAGUUCAAGAUUAUGAGAUUGAAAUGGCUCAAGAAUCUGGUUUGCAACAAAAGUCCUCAUUUCAACUCCAAAGCACACUUGCAGGCAAUAGAUACAAUGCCAGAUAUACUCGGUUGGAUGCAAAGAAUUACGUGAAGGAAAGAAGACAAAGAAGUAUGGUUUAUGGAGAAGUUGGUUGUGUGAUGGAAUAUUUUCAACAACAGUUGUUAGAUAAUCCUUCAUUUUUUCAUGCAUAUCAGAUGGAUUGUGAUGAACAAAUUACAAAUGUUUGUUGGGCUGACGCGAAGAUGAUUUUAGAUUAUGCAUAUUUUGGUGAUGUAGUUUCUUUGGACAUUACAUGUUGCACUAAUCGUGCAAAUAGACCUCUUGUCUUAUUCACAGGUUUUAACCAUUAUAGAACCACCAUCAUUUAUGGUGCAGCUUUGUUAUAUAAUGAAACGACUAAUUCGUUUAAAUGGUUGUUUGAAACAUUUUCAGAAGCACAUAAUCACAAAAAACCAUUAACGAUGUUUACUGACCAAGAUCAAGCCAUGGCUAAGGCCCUUGUAGAAGUCAUGCCAGAGACACAUCAUUCCUUGUGCACAUGGCGUUUAAUGCAAAAUGGGAUCAAACACCUUGGUAAUUUGAUGAAGGGUGGAAGUCAUUUUUUAAGAGACUUCAAAAAAUGCAUGUAUGACUUUGAUACCUUCACUGACUUUGAGAAAGCUUGGACCAAGAUCGUUCAAGAGUACAAUGUCCAUGACAACAAUUGGAUGAACUCACUUUAUGCCAUAAAGGAAAAAUGGGCAUCAUGUUAUAUGAAAGAAGUUGUCACCCUAGGGAUGCGGAGUACUUAA
Molecule: messenger RNA, 1197 nt
Organism: Abrus precatorius (Indian licorice)
Lineage: Eukaryota; Viridiplantae; Streptophyta; Magnoliopsida; Fabales; Fabaceae
Product: protein FAR1-RELATED SEQUENCE 5-like
Exons: 1
Coding region: 1-1197 (398 amino acids)
Biological process (GO): regulation of DNA-templated transcription
Source: RefSeq, a predicted model, not a curated record